CUGUAUCUGUCCACACACACAAGCACUGUUCAGUGAUGUGAUAUGUCUGCAAAGGUACACACUUUUGUUGACUUGAUGAAAUAACUAACCAGAGGUGCCUGAGUGUACAUGGACAGGGACAGCUCCUGAUAUCUACAGAGCAACAGAGAUGGUAUAGGAGCACAAACAGAAGGACUGUGGGAACACAAGAACUACUGGAAACAUCUCACUCAUUAACAUAUGUAGUUAAUCAAGCGGAAGUUUUUUGACUUUUUGAGAACACAGUCAACCAGUGGGUGACAUGGUGAUAGCAGCGCUGGAGUUGAUGGGGUUCUUUUUUGGCCUCUUUGGCAUGCUGGGGACCCUGGUAGCCACUCUUCUGCCAUAUUGGGCAACGUCCGCACACAUUGGCCCCAACAUCGUGACGGCGGUAGUCAGCAUGAAAGGUCUAUGGAUGGAGUGUGUCUACCAGAGCACCGGAGCCUUCCAGUGUGAGACCUACAACACCCUUCUGGGGCUCACCACUGAUCUACAAGCAGCAAGGGCCAUGAUGGUCAUCUCCUCCAUCUUUUCCGUCAUGGCCUGCAUGGUGUCCACCGUUGGCAUGCAGUGCACCGUCUGCAUGGAUGGCUCUUCGGUCAAGAGCAAGGCGGCUGGGAUAGGUGGUUCACUCUUCCUCCUGGCAGGGCUUUUGUCGUUGAUCCCUGUGUGUUGGAAGACCCAUGAGGUGGUGCAGACCUUCUACAUGCAGAACAUGCCAGCCAGUCUAAAGUUUGAGAUAGGUGACUGCUUAUACGUGGGCUUGGCUUCUUCGCUUUUGUCCAUGCUAGGUGGAGGGCUGUUGAGUGCAUCCUGUUGUGACGAUUUGGAUGGUAGCAGGGGAACCAGACGCCAUUACCCCUACCCUGACCGCACCGGACCACAUGGACCAUCCCAUUUGAUGCCCUACCAUCCAGCCACGCUACAUUCAACCACAAACCCCAAACCUGCCAACAAGAACCAGACCCUUAACAGCCAUACAAGCACUACCCACUCCACUUCACCAGCUCAGGAUUCCAGGAAAUCAGCUCGGCAGAACACAGCAGCCGGGUAUGAUGUCACAGGCUACGUUUGAGGAUUUGUGCUAAUCGUUUUGUACCAUUUUUCCUAAAAGCACUGAAGUGAUUAAUACUCUCAAAAGAUAAUAGGCAGAAUGUUGGAUUAAGGCACAAGUUGAAUAGACACACUGCCGGAGAAAGAGCAAAUGCGUUUAAUUGAAUAGAAUAUUUUGAUUUUACUUUUGGUUUCUCUUCUAGACAAACAUUGCUGUUCUUUUUUGAAGGUUUAAAAAUUCUAAAUAAACAGCAAGAUGGAGUCCAAAAUUAAUUGACAGAAUCAUUUGUAAAUAUGCAAAGCUAAUGGACUUUUCAGCACUGGGUCAAUUAACCUUGUUAAGUGCACUUAAAAAUAUGUACUGUUUUUGUAGUCACUUGUAGCAUUUUGCAAUGUUAUUGUGUUUUUUAAAUGGCUGUUUUAUUAAUAUUGUUUUCAUUUGUUACAGUCAUCUUUAUUUUGUCAUCAAAUUUAAAUUCAUGCAGUUUGAGCAUUAAAUGAUCAUAUUCACUUUCUAAAUAAAGAUUUGGGUUGUUUAUUAGUCUUUGGCCCCAAACUCUUUACAUAAAGCUCUGCUAUUUUGUUCUACUCAGCAGACACAGUAAACAUCUCUCAAUAGGUCAGUCACUAACACUAUGUUCCUCUUCCUCCCUCAAAUGCACCACUAAAAAUAUGUGAUGAUUUGGGUAAUUAUCCAAGUACCUGUAUAUCUAAGAGUAAAAAUGUAGAAGGAUGUGUUUUGAAUAAGAGGACUGAGUUGUGGUAUACUUUGCAGUCGUGAGUUCCAACUCAAAGAAAAGUAUGUUUUUAAACUGGGGUCGGGGGACCCACCAGGGGGCUGUGAGGGAGAAAAACCAUUUAAAUUUGAACAGAAUAGAUAAAUAAUAACAUAUUAAAUAAAUAAGAGUACAUUACAAUA
Sinocyclocheilus grahami is the source of this 1990-nucleotide messenger RNA. Its product is annotated as claudin-14-like. The record is from RefSeq and is a predicted model, not a curated record. The coding region runs from base 281 to 1093 and encodes 270 amino acids. Gene Ontology annotation, cellular component: bicellular tight junction; membrane. Gene Ontology annotation, molecular function: structural molecule activity. The transcript has 4 exons. Lineage: Eukaryota; Metazoa; Chordata; Actinopteri; Cypriniformes; Cyprinidae.